Messenger RNA from Ooceraea biroi (clonal raider ant), 2565 nucleotides. RefSeq names its product alpha-tocopherol transfer protein. Gene Ontology annotation, molecular function: phosphatidylinositol bisphosphate binding. Lineage: Eukaryota; Metazoa; Arthropoda; Insecta; Hymenoptera; Formicidae. Gene Ontology annotation, cellular component: membrane. The record is from RefSeq and is a predicted model, not a curated record.
ACAGGGAACUGUGCGCUAGUUGCAUCACUCUACGUGCGGUACCGGUAAGCAACAUUAUCAUGUCGUACGUGCGGAGAACAGCACCUGGAUCCCUCCUCAAGUAGUGCGCCUCGAUGCCAGAAGAAAGCAAAUCUCGAAACCUACGGAAACGCGAUCAUCCCACACUACGGUCGACUCGCCGUCGCGUAGUACGUGCAUUGUGCAUUGUGUUGUAUAAUAAUUAUACGUGUGCAACAAGAAGAAGUCUCGCUCGAGAAGACUUUUUUCACCGACAGCAUUGAUAGACGAUGCGCGGAGAGUCUUUUUAUGAGAAUUCGAUCGAGGAAGAAAAUAAUUACUCGUCAGGAGAGCGAACAAACAACUGAUCUCGAGAACAAGACCAGCACCGGCGUUGGCGAGCCGAGGAAGGAUUGCCAGGUCGAUACCGGAAGAGACUCGAAGGAUCAGCAGAUCGCCAAGAAGAUCGAUGCCGAGGAUAUGCCGGAGCUGAAGGAUAAUCAGGAGUUCCUGGAGGACGAACAGGUUAGCCUGGACCUCAGCGAACCGCCGCCGGAAAUUCUGGAGUACGCCAGACGUGAACUCGGGGAGACGGAUGAGGUCAAGUGUCAGAUGCUGCAGGAAUUCCGCGACAUGAUCUACGAGAGAGGUGAAUGUUUGCCGCAUAGGAUGGAUGAUAAUUUCCUCCUCAGAUUUCUUCGUGCCAGGAACUAUAAUUUGAAGAGCGCGCAUAGGCUGAUAGUAAACUACUACAACUUCAAAGGGGAACACCCAGAGAUCUAUCAGCAGAUGGAGAUAGAGCAAAUAAAGAUCUUAGGUGACGACGAUGUGAUGACGGUGCCGCCCUAUAGGACCCAGUGUGGCAGACGUAUAAUAAUCUACCGCGUGGGCAAUUGGGACCCGAGGAAAUAUCCUGUCGAGGAGCUCUUCAAGGCCACGGUCAGCGUGCUCGAGUUUGGCCUGCUGGAGCCUACGGCACAAAUUCUGGGUGGCUCCGUCAUUUUCGACUUUAAGAACAUCACUAUGGCUCACGCGUGGACUGUGACGCCUCAGGUGGCAAGUAUGAUGCUGUCCCUGAUGGUGACCUCGUUUCCUAUCAAGACACACGCAAUACACAUUCUCCAUCAGUCGUGGGUCUUCGACGCGAUUUUCGCAGUUUUCAAACCGCUUCUCGAUACCAACAUGCGUAACAAGAUAUUCUUCCACGGGAGCGACUAUGAGAGCCUCCACGAGCACAUCUUGCCCACGCACCUGCCGAAAAUGUACGGCGGCAUAAGAAACGAGUUACCUUACUACAAGUGGAUCCAGGCUCUGAUCAAAAACCCAAAGAUCAUCGAAGAGAUGAACAAGAUGGGAUACAUCCUGACCGACGAGAUGCGCGAGGACUUCGCGAGGCUGAAGUGAAAGCAUGAGAAUGGAGUCUCCUUCAGCAUGUAUACUUCGGAAUUGCAUAAUCUUCUAUAUGUUACCGCAGCGCUUAUUAGCUCGCCCGUCCUUAUUCGCUAUUUGCUAUCCACGUUUCUUAACCGCCGAUUAAAGAUUAAGUGUACUGAAUGCGCUUCGCGCGUAGUAAGAUCUCCCCGAUGGAUUUAAAUCGACUCUAGAUCGCAGGAUAAAAUAAACUCUUUAUGUUAUUUAUAUAUAUAUUCGAUAUUACGUGUAUCUUGGUAACUAAGUCUUUUUAAAUAAAAACUUUCGCUAUAAUUAGAUGGACGAUCGAUCACCCGUAUCAAGUUGGAUGUUACUCGGUAUUCGUGCAAUGUAUCGCACGAACGCAUGUACCUGGCGAUCCUUCAAUGACAGCCUAAUAACGCAACGCCCGCGAUAAGGAUCGUUACGUUUCUCUGCUCGUUUUUAUUUGAUGAACCUGAUGCUAUUCUGGUCGCAUGCCGAGUCACUUCAUCGACAGGGUUGAUUUCCUUUCCGCAAUCGAUCGACUAUCAAGAAACGAUUCAUCCAUUCUCCAUUGUUGGCUUCGCGCGAAAGUUUGUAGGUUUAAUGCACAUUGCAACGCACCGGUUAAUCGAAGAUCAGACGCGCUUGCUCUUCCUUCCUUUUGCAACGAACCGUAAAGAUCAGUUGGAUCCACAUGUUUUAUAAAAACAAGCGAAGCGAUAAUACAACUCCGAUAAAGUGUCGCGAGUAAUCUGCUGCAGUAACAUGAAAAUCGUGACACGAUUAAGAGUAAAUGAAGAUGUAAAAAGGUAAUGAUCCAUGUAUUGAUUUAAUAAGAUCAAUUAAUGAGAAUUCAGUGUAAACAUCGAGUAGUUUUUAUAAUCAAUACUACGAGGAACAACAAGAUAAUUGCAGUAAAUAAUGUUUAUUUAACUGCUUGCAUUGUUGCAUUUUGAAACAGGUUUCUGAAAAGUAAUUGAAUAUGGAAAUCAUACCGAUGCGCACAGCGUAAAGUAAUCAUUAACGAACGGUACGUCUUGAUAAACGAAGCCUACUAUUUAAGACUGUAACAGCCGUAAAUGUAAUUGAAAUAAGAGUUAGUGCACAUCUGAAGUAAAAGUAGCUUUCUUCAAAACCGCAAUAAUCUUGGAAGCAUUAAAAAACAUAUGAAAC